Tripterygium wilfordii is the source of this 804-nucleotide messenger RNA. RefSeq lists its product as uncharacterized. The record is from RefSeq and is a predicted model, not a curated record. Bases 47 to 562 code for a protein of 171 amino acids. Lineage: Eukaryota; Viridiplantae; Streptophyta; Magnoliopsida; Celastrales; Celastraceae. The transcript has a single exon.
CAGAGCCAGCUAAGGAAACCCAAGAACCAAGAACUCCAGACCUCCCAUGGCCACGGCCAAGACCUACCUCGCCAGGCGGAAUUACCGAUUUCUCUCUAGUGACCAGCACCACCACUCACCUCUCGUGUCCGAGUCUGGAUUCGAGCUGGACGAGUCCGAUAUCUACAACCUUUCGGCAACUCGCUCUGACUCGCCCGAGUUCCGCGGUAAGGCCGCUCCGACUUCUAGAUUCACCAAGAAAACAGCAUCGAACCGCGUUGAUUGUACAGGCGGGACUCCGUCGUCGCUCCCGGUCAGUAUACCGGACUGGUCCAAGAUUUUGAAGGACGAAAACCGGGACAAUCGGAGGAGAGUUAGUGAUGACGAGGAUGAUUACGCGGACGGCGGUGAUUCGUUCGAGGGAGAAGCAAGGAUCCCUCCGCACGAGUUGUUGGCGAGGCAGAUGGCGAGGACAAGGAUCGCGUCGUUCUCGGUGCAUGAAGGUAUUGGGAGGACUUUGAAAGGGCGGGAUCUGAGCAGAGUCAGAAAUGCAAUAUGGGAGAAAACUGGCUUCCAGGACUAAUUUUUGAAAUUACCACGGUAACCCUGAGGGAGGAUUAUAGCUGGAUUUAUGACAGAUUUUGACUCUUUUUUUUGUUUACUUCUUUUUGUUUGGGGCGCUCAGGCUUAGAGUUUCAGUAGUUGUUUUGGUGAGUGGAAUGUAAAGGAGGGAAUCCUUUUUGAAUCUUAACGCUUGUAAUCCUAACUGGAGAGAUUGUAAUCGAGAUUUCAAAGGAAAUAUUAAUGCGGUUUCUUUGUUAUUUG